AUGGCGGCACCUCCUGGGGGAUAUUCAAUCAACGUGAACGACCCUACCCUCAUUGCCCUUGUCAACAAAUUACAAGAUGUGUUCACAACGGUCGGAGUACAAAAUCCCAUAGACCUACCACAGAUCGUGGUAGUCGGAUCACAAUCCAGCGGAAAGAGUUCGGUUCUAGAGAACAUUGUCGGCAGAGACUUUCUUCCUCGAGGUUCCGGAAUUGUUACACGUCGACCUCUCGUUCUCCAACUCAUCAACCGACCGCCCCCGGCCAAGUUGCAGACAAAUGGAGUCUCAGAAAAAGAGAUGAAAGAGACGACGGAUAGUCAAGCCAAUGUCGAUGAAUGGGGAGAAUUCCUCCACCUUCCCGGCCAGAAAUUCCAUGACUUCAACAAGAUUCGGGAUGAAAUUGUCAAAGAAACCGAGGCCAAGGCAGGCCGGAAUGUGGGGAUCUCACCCGCUCCUAUCAAUCUGCGAAUAUACUCCCCCAAUGUGUUGACGCUCACCUUGGUCGAUUUACCGGGCCUGACCAAAGUCCCCGUCGGAGAUCAGCCACGAGACAUUGAACGACAAAUCAAAGAAAUGGUCCUCAAGCAAAUAUCCAAGCCUAACGCCAUCAUUUUGGCUGUCACGGCGGCCAACGUCGAUUUGGCCAAUUCAGAUGGGUUGAAACUGGCCCGUGAGGUGGACCCGGAAGGUCAGCGAACAAUUGGUGUACUGACCAAGAUCGAUCUUAUGGAUACCGGCACCGACGUGGUCGACAUUCUCGCGGGCAGAAUCAUUCCUCUCCGAUUGGGUUAUGUCCCGGUGGUCAACCGAGGCCAGCGUGAUAUCGAAAACAAAAAGCGAAUAGAUUUGGCCUUGAGAGCCGAGAAGGAAUUUUUCGAAAACCAUCCUUCCUACAGGAAUAAGGCGUCGUACUGCGGCACUCCCUAUUUGGCCCGGAAACUCAAUCUCAUUCUGAUGAUGCACAUCAAACAAACGCUCCCGGAUAUCAAAACCCGAAUCACCACGUCGCUACAGAAAUACUCCCAAGAAUUGGAACAGUUGGGUGCGGGCGACCUCCUGGGGAACAAUAGCUCCAACAUCAUCCUCAAUAUCAUCACUGAAUUCGCCAAUGAGUACAGGACGGUUCUGGAUGGAAACAGCGCCGAACUGUCUAGCAAUGAGCUCUCGGGCGGUGCUCGAAUUUCUUUCGUCUACCACGAACUGUAUUCCAAUGGGAUCAAGGCCAUCGAUCCAUUUGAGCAGGUGAAGGAUAUCGACAUCCGGACGAUCCUGUACAAUUCGUCCGGUUCUUCCCCGGCUCUCUUUGUCGGCACCACUGCGUUCGAACUCAUUGUGAAACAACAAAUUCGACGGCUGGAAGAGCCUUCUUUGAAAUGUGUUUCUCUCGUCUACGAUGAACUAGUUCGUAUUCUUGGUCAACUUCUGCAAAAACAGUUUUUCCGGAGGUACCCACAACUCAAGGAAAGAUUCCACACCGUGGUCAUCGCCUUCUUCCGCAAAGCAAUGGAACCAACCAAUAAGCUGGUGAAAGAUUUGGUGGCGAUGGAAGCUUGUUACAUUAACACCGGCCAUCCGGAUUUCCUCAACGGCCACCGUGCCAUGGCUAUUGUCAAUGACAGACACAAUGCCAACAAACCGACUCAAGUGGACCCUAAGACGGGCAAACCUCUACCACCAUCGGUGCCACCGAGGGCGGGAUCACCGAGUCUACCUACUGACGGUUCAGAGCAAAAUUCAGGGUUCUUUGGUUCAUUCUUUGCCAGCAAGAACAAGAAGAAAAUGGCCGCCAUGGAACCGCCUCCAGCCACCCUCAAAGCCAGUGGAACAUUGUCGGAACGUGAGAACCAGGAAGUGGAAGUGAUCAAACUAUUGAUCAACAGCUAUUUCAACAUUACUCGGAGAACAAUGAUCGACAUGGUGCCCAAGGCCAUCAUGUUGUCCCUAGUCCAACAUACGAAGGACGAAAUGCAACGUGAAUUGUUGGAACAUUUGUACCGAGCACAAGAACUCGAUGAACUGCUUAAGGAGAGCGAUUACACUAUCCGACGACGAAAAGAAUGCCAACAGAUGGUGGAGAGCUUGAGCAAAGCCAGCGAAAUUGUCAGUCAGGUGCAGUAG
Messenger RNA from Rhinocladiella mackenziei CBS 650.93, 2118 nucleotides. RefSeq names its product vacuolar protein sorting-associated protein 1. NCBI's taxonomy places the organism in Eukaryota, Fungi, Ascomycota, Eurotiomycetes, Chaetothyriales, Herpotrichiellaceae. Gene Ontology annotation, cellular component: peroxisome; cytoplasm; membrane. Gene Ontology annotation, molecular function: GTPase activity; microtubule binding; GTP binding. The record is from RefSeq and is a predicted model, not a curated record. Gene Ontology annotation, biological process: peroxisome organization. The transcript is spliced from 5 exons. Bases 1 to 2118 code for a protein of 705 amino acids.